Gambusia affinis (western mosquitofish) is the source of this 2125-nucleotide messenger RNA. RefSeq lists its product as uncharacterized. The record is from RefSeq and is a predicted model, not a curated record. Gene Ontology annotation, molecular function: nucleic acid binding. Bases 4 to 1287 code for a protein of 427 amino acids. Gene Ontology annotation, biological process: DNA integration. The transcript has 2 exons. NCBI's taxonomy places the organism in Eukaryota, Metazoa, Chordata, Actinopteri, Cyprinodontiformes, Poeciliidae.
AAGAUGGCGCACGCUUUCUUGUGCCCCAAUCAGUCAGCUAAAGCUGUCGCACACCAGCUGUGGAACAACUAUUUCUGCAUCUAUGGGUUUCCCAAGCGACUACAUUCCGACCAGGGGGCCAGUUUUGAGAGUUCGCUCAUUGCAGAGUUGCUGAAUGUGGCGGGCGUGCAAAAGUCCCACACUACGCCUUAUCACCCUAUGGGUAAUGGCUCGUGUGAGAGAAUGAACCGGACUUUAGGCAACAUGAUUCGAGCACUGCCACCAAGAGCUAAACAUCGUUGGCCUGAGGCCCUGAAAUCUCUGACAUUCGCCUACAAUUGUACAGUGCAUGAGACGACAGGAUAUGCACCGUUUCUGCUCAUGUUCGGGAGGGUGCCACGUCUUCCAGUGGAUGUCAUCUUUGGUUCAGUGCUCAGUGAUCCGGAGGUGGUGGACUAUGAUCGCUACGUUGAGUCCCUGCGAAAGGACAUGAGAGAAGCUAUGGCUAUAGCCCAGUCAACUGCAACUAAGCAGCUCCAGCGUCACACCGAGCUAUACAACCGUAGAGUACGUGGUGUACCAGUGGAAGUGAACGACAGAGUGCUGCUGGCCAACAAAGGAGAACGUGGAAAAAGGAAGCUUGCUGACCACUGGGACAGCACAGUGUAUGUGGUGGUUGGAAAGGAUGAUGAGAAUCACACCUUCAGGAUCCAGAACCCCACUACAGGUCAAGUAAAAGUGGUCCACCGCAAUCUGAUAAUGUCGAUAAACUUUCUGCCGUUGCCUCAGGAUGACCAGGAGGAGGUUGUUCUGUCUCCAACAUCAAGUUCCCUUGACCUCAGUGUUGAGAAGUCAGCAAUCAGUGAUGUUAUUUCUGACUCAGCAGAGUUUAGAACAAGAGUGUGGGUAUCUGACCUACCUUUGGGAGCAGGCAGUGAGACAGACGCAGAAGAUGCUGAGCAGGUGGACGGCACCGUGCUGGAGGGAGCCACAGAACCUACUAAUGCCCUAUCAGAGGGCAGGGUGUUGCCUCUAGCCCACCCAGUCCCUGAUCAAUUGCAACCCCCUGAUGGAGCUGCUUUGAUGGACAGCAGUUCAGCAGACUCUGGUUGCUCAGCAGUCCUAAUGGCUUGCCCAGAGGCCUUUACGGCUCCUGUUACUGUCACUUUCAAUGAUGUACCUGCUACUAGUACUGCUACAGUGACAGUAGUUGAUGGUGCGACUGCCCCUAGAUCUAGAGCUGGGCGACUGUUAAGACCAGUGACUAGACUUAUUGAAAUGAUGCACCAUAGAACGGCAUUGGUUUGAUCAGUUCUUAAUUAUAAAACUACAGUUUUAUUUGUUUCUAUUUUGACCGUGAGGUUUUGUAACAAUUUUGAUAUUUCAUGUUUGUUUUGCUAUUUGAGAGGUGAGUUUGCAGUUACAUGUUAACAAAAUAUGUAAAUGGGCAUAUUUUUUUUCCCCCCGAUGUAUGUAGGUGGGGUCUGGCCAACCUUUUCUCAUACUGAUCCUCAUGGGAUAGUCUAAGUGACUGGGUAUUUGUAACUGUGAAUUUAAUGUGAUUGUACCUCACAAGCGACUUUGGAAACGGUAGCUGUGCAUUGGUUUCCUGUGCAUUUGAAUAGUGGUCUUACUCCAUUUUGUGCAUUUGUACCUGUGAUGUUACUAUACUUUUUUUCUUUUCUUCUUCUUUCUUUAUCUUGCUUUUUCAAUUGUUGUUUUGUUUUGCUUGUUGUAAUGGGGCAAGUGGAAUUCGGCAGGAGGGAGUGUAACAUAGUUAAUGUUGUAGUAGAGAAUUCCACUUGUCAUUACUCCCAAGUUUAGGUUCAUGUGUAAUGGGCGAAACAGCACCCCCUUCUGGUGGUUGGUAGCGUUAAAUGUAGUGGACACAGACAGCUCGUUGCCAGUUUAUGAGAAAUGGGCGCGAGGUAGGUUCACUGACUUAACGCUCUAGUGAAAUGUUAUGUUAGCUUGAUGCUAACAAAAUGCUAUUCUUUGUAAGGUGCUGUACCCGCGGUGAUUAUCCUGAUCCCUGAUCAGUUUCUAUUCUGUUCCACACAGAGGGAUAAACAGCAUUCCAUCUCAUCCUGUCUCCUGGCUCAUUAUUAACACAACGCAGACCCGAUCGAAGUACGCGAUUACAAUU